Mesorhabditis spiculigera is the source of this 348-nucleotide messenger RNA. NCBI's taxonomy places the organism in Eukaryota, Metazoa, Nematoda, Chromadorea, Rhabditida, Rhabditidae. The record is from the annotation of a GenBank genome assembly.
AUGCGCUUAGCAUUUCUCCUCCUUGGCCUCCUAGCCAUAGCGGCCACCGCACGAAAAACCAAUUUUUACAAAUAUCAAAAACGAGCGGAAAAUCCUGAUAAUAACUUGGCCGUCAUUCCAAAUUCCACCGAAUACUGGUUCGAAGUCCCGAUCGACCACUUUGCAUAUGGCUUCGGGGAUACCUACAAAAUGCGGUAUGAGGUGAACCUGGACAACUACAAGCCGGGUGGCCCGAUCUUCUUCUAUGUUGGGAAUGAGGGCAAAAUCGAGAGCUUCAUGUCGGCUACGGGUAUUAUGUGGGACAUUGCCCCAAUGUUCAACGCGGCUGUGAUUUUUGCUGAGCAUAGG